This is a messenger RNA of Cucumis melo (muskmelon), 1352 nucleotides long. RefSeq names its product putative clathrin assembly protein At4g40080. Gene Ontology annotation, biological process: clathrin coat assembly; clathrin-dependent endocytosis; vesicle budding from membrane. Gene Ontology annotation, molecular function: phosphatidylinositol-4,5-bisphosphate binding; 1-phosphatidylinositol binding; SNARE binding. The transcript is spliced from 2 exons. Gene Ontology annotation, cellular component: clathrin-coated vesicle; clathrin-coated pit. The coding region runs from base 218 to 1285 and encodes 355 amino acids. The record is from RefSeq and is a predicted model, not a curated record. Lineage: Eukaryota; Viridiplantae; Streptophyta; Magnoliopsida; Cucurbitales; Cucurbitaceae.
UUUUGUGCAAUCAUUCAUGGGUGUGAAUGAUUAUUAUUAUAUUUUAUUUUUCCAAUUUUCUUUUUCCUUUACAAAUAUAUUAAAAUAAAAUAAAAUAAAAUAAAAUAAAAUAAAAUAAAAUAAAAUAAAAUAAAAUAAAAUUACAAAAGUUAGUCAAAUUUGAACAUCAAUUUAUUUAGCCUCUCUCUCCUACUUUGAAAUCAUCUAAAAAUAUGCGAUGGCUAUACACCAAAGCAAGAAACUCAAGAAUCUCACACACGCUCUCAAAGACAAAGCUUCCAUAAUCAAAGCCAAUUUCUCCAUUAACCGCCGUUCGUCUUCCAUCAAAGUCGCCGUCGUCCGUGCUACCACGCACGGCGCUCGAAACCCACCUUCCGAUGCCCGAGUCGCUGCCGUGCUAGCCCUUGGGAAUGACUUCCGUUCCUCCACUGCAUUCGCCUGCAUCGAAGCGCUAAUGAACCGGCUUCAUACGACCUCGAGCGCCGCCGUGGCCAUGAAAUCGCUUUUCACUCUCCAUAUAAUUGUUAUUCGAGGUCCGUUCAAUCUGAGGGAUCAGGUGUCGUUUUUCCCCAGUUACGGUGGGCGGAAUUUUCUCAACUUGUCCGCGUUUCGCGACGUAUCGGACUCGGAGAUGAACGACUUGUCGUCAUGGGUAAGAUGGUAUGCAGGGGUCGUGGAGCAUAACGUGAUUGUGGACAGGAAAUUGGAUCGGAUUCUGUAUUUUCGUUCGAGAAAUUGCGAAAUUGACGAAGGUGGGAGGAAGUGGAAGGUUGAUUUAGCGGAGGAGUUGGUGGUUCUUGUGGGUUUUGUGGAACGAAUUUGCGAAGUUCCGGAAUCGCUGCAUCUUCAGAAGAAGGAUUUGGUUUACGAGGUCGUGAGAUUGGUUCUUGAGAAUUACAGAUUGGUUCAGAGGGAGAUUUGGGUACGAGUUAAAGAAAUCGGAGAGAGAGUUGAGAGAUUGAGUGUGGACGAGUUGAGUGAGUUGGUAGGUAUUUUGAUACGGUUGGAAAACUGCAGAUGGAAAGUGAGUGUGUUGUUUGUGAACAGAGGGAAGAACGAGGAAUUUUGGGAAUUGGUGAAAAUUACGAAAGGGAAAGUGGCGGAGAAGAAGCGGUUGAAAGAGGAGAAGAGGAUGGUAAUGGUGGUGGACUCGGUCGAGUCGACUCGGUUAUGGAAUCCGUUUGUUGAACCGGGUCAAUUGGUGUGGGUCCCAGGGGGGGAUGGACCCAUGGGCCCGGCUCUGCUUCCACUGACCGUUUCAACGGAGAGGUUUGUGCAUAUGUGAAAAUGAAGAAGGGGAUGUUUUAUCCGAUUUUAAUCUUAGAGGUUAAUGAUUAUUAGAUCAUUUUGUA